CACACCUCCACUCUGAUAGUUUAACAAUUUUCUUAUAUUUUAACAGUUGUUACUUCCGACAAUGUGGAUGCUUCAGGCACUUGUGGUGCACAUCUUGUUGAUGGGCGCCAUCUUGAACACAUACUUCCAACCCAAUCUACUGCCCAAUCUCGUGCCGCAAAAGACGAUGCGCGAAAUGGGCCUAGAACCUCCAGCGGAUCGAUUGGUGGUAUUUGUGACCGAUGGUCUGCGAGCGGCCACCUUUCUGGCGAACAAUGGCAGCGAUGUUCCGGAUCUGAAGGACAUAUACCGGAAGCAAGGACGAAUUGGAAUAUCCCGCACUUGUGCGCCGACAAUGACACGACCUGGACACAUAGCCAUAUUUGCCGGCUUCAAUGAAGAUCCGGCUGCUUCUUUGAUCAACUUGCGCUACAAUCCCGACGAUUUUGAUACCGUCUUCAAUCGCAGCAGAAAUAUGAUCGGCUGGGCACACAAGUACAUUGUCAGUUACUUCGUGGAACUGUCGCAUGGUGGUGCCCCAUUGAGAUUUGAUUCAUACAUGGAAAGGGACCUGCCAGAAAAGCUGACUUGCGACAAAUGGGCCUUCGAUAAGGUGGAGAAUUUCUUGAGGAACGGCGACAAUGUUCGAGAAUGGAGCAACUACAAGACGGCUGUGUUCUUUGUCUAUUUGGCCGACAUGGAUAUAGCUGCUCAUCGGUUCAGACCACUAAGUAAGAGGUUCUUCCAAAAGCUUCAGAAUACACAGCGUGGUAUUAGGAAUACGUAUGAGCUCUUCGAACGCGUCUUCAAUGAUAGUAGAACGGCUUAUCUGAUGACAUCCGAUCAUGGCAUGAAUAAUGAAGGAACACACGGUAGUGGUACCUCCUUGGAAAUAGAAACACCCUUGUUUAUGUGGGGAGCUGGUGUAAAGCGAGAUGAAAUCGAUGCUGAAGCCAACUUCCCCGAAAAACCCAAUAUAUCCCAGGUGGAUCAGACCCAACUGGCGCCACUGAUGUCAUCUUUAAUUGGGCUUCCACCGCCAAAGAACAAUCUAGCCCUUAUGCCCGUGGGUUAUCUCAACGUGAGUGAUGAGUAUCAAGCGUUGGCUUUACAUCUCAACGUCUUGCAACUUUUGUCGCAAGCUGAAAUUCUCAUAAGACGUCAUGAAAAAGCGAUGUUUUACAAGUGGCUGCCAAAGUUUGAGGAACUCCACUCGGGCGUAAUAGAUCAGUAUGCAGCACAAUUUGAUUUCCUAAAAUCGGAGGGGAAUUUAACGGAUGCAAUGGAGGUUUGUGAGGAGUAUGGAAAACUGGCAAUGAAAUGUUUGGCGUACUACCACCAGUAUUAUCAAACUCCAUUGAUUGUGGCCAAUUCAUUGUCCUACUUGAUUUGGUUCUACUGCCUCCUCCUACAGCUGACCAGAUUAUGCAAAAAGGAAAAGACGCAAAGAAGGGGAUUUAUGACCAUUUCCACCCUGAUAUUAGCCAUGAUCGGUAUUUUACUAAUUCCCAUUAUGGAACUGCAAAAGGUGCCGCAUAUCACAAUAUUUUAUUUGAUUCUACCGGUUGGAAUGUUGAUCAUGGCUCAGGCUGAACGUCCUGUGAAAGGCUAUUGGAUAUAUCAUCCGUUAUGGAAUUUUGGCUUUAUACUGGUGCCCGCUGUCCUAAUAAUGUGGAUGACCUUCAUUAUUAGGCACCUAUGGGUGCUAUAUGGAAUUUCCGUACUCCUUAACAACCGCCGAGCCCUCCGAAAGCCAUCCAUCAAACUAUUCAUUUGGCUUUCGCUGGCUUUAAUAGUAACUGCCAUACUAUUUAUGGAGCAACGUACUACAAAGGGACUGAGGACUAUACCCGUAAAAGGUUACCAUGUUCUUUAUAUAAGCAUGGUUUUGGCUAUUAUUCGUCCUUUGAUCCUAGGACAUCGACAUGAUCCCCGAGUCUGGACCUUCAAUUCAGUAGCGCUGGUGGUCGGAGCCUUUGGAGUUUAUCAAUAUAAGUUCUAUGACUCCGUAUCGUCCUAUGUCUAUGUAGUCACUUGGUCAUUCCUUUUCUUUGCCUUUCUCUCGAUUGUGUAUUUUGCGAAAUCUCUGCCAGAGGCCAGGAAAAGAUUGGAACUUAUUACCAUCAACAUGAUUACUGUUCUCAGUCUGCUGACCAAUUCUUGGGGCUGCUUGAACUUCCAAGUCGUGAUAACUGAAUUUAUAUUCGGCCUCCAGGUUUAUGAGGAAUCCAAGGAAACCAAAGAAAUUCAAGAUGCGAAAGACGAACGCACUUCUCUUCAGAACCUAAAAGGAUUUUAUCGUUAUGGAUAUAUGAUUCUCCUCUAUUUCUACGUAGCCUUCUUCCUGGCUGGACAUUGGCUAUCCUCAUUUUUGUUCAAAUCGACAACCGCUCGACUAUUUUAUCCGCAUUUUUCCCUUUACAUAGCCGGCAGUCUUGUAAUGCUGAAGGUCUUUAUACCAUCAAUGAUUUUCAUAUGCGCUCUAUAUGCUAUGGUUCCAUUUGUCCGGAAAAACGCCAGAUCAAUUCUAAUCUGCGUUUUUGUGAUCAGCAAUGCCAUGGGCCUCUACAAGUAUUACUUUAUCCGUAAUCGGGGAUCUUGGAGAACAGUUCGCAUGUGUCUGGAUCAGAUCUUACUAACCCAUGCCGUGAUCCUCAUGCUACUAUUAGGUAUAUGUUUGGCCAAGAUCUUCUUGGCCAACACCACGAUGGAAAGGCCAGGACGAAAUAGAGCCAGCAAUACUCGAAGCACUUUGGCAGCCGCAGAAACUGAGGCUUAGUAUAUUUUUGGAACGUGUAACUAAAUUCAUUGUGUGUAUGUCUUACGGUAUUCAAUUACAAUCUAAAUUUUAAGCUUA
Molecule: messenger RNA, 2836 nt
Organism: Drosophila mauritiana
Lineage: Eukaryota; Metazoa; Arthropoda; Insecta; Diptera; Drosophilidae
Product: GPI ethanolamine phosphate transferase 1
Exons: 2
Coding region: 62-2758 (898 amino acids)
Biological process (GO): GPI anchor biosynthetic process
Cellular component (GO): endoplasmic reticulum membrane
Molecular function (GO): mannose-ethanolamine phosphotransferase activity
Source: RefSeq, a predicted model, not a curated record